AUGGAGGACGCCGCGCCUCGGGAGGAAGAUGAAGAAGAUGAUGACGACCUGCUCUUGGCAGCGGCGGCCGCCGCGGCGGACCCCAGCCCGGCGGGGGGGUUCUGCUCGGCGGCGGGUUCCAUUUGGAUCUACCCCACCAACUACCCGGUGCGGGGCUACCAGCUGCGGAUGGCCCAAGCCGCUCUGCUGGCCAACACGCUGGUCUGCUUGCCCACCGGGCUGGGGAAGACCUUCGUGGCCGCCGUCGUCAUGUACAAUUUCUACCGUUGGUUCCCCUCCGGCAAGGUCCUCUUCCUCGCCCCCACCAAGCCGCUGGUGGCCCAGCAGAUGGAGGCCUGUGCCCGCGUUAUGGGCAUCCCGGCCCGGCACAUGGCGGAGAUGACAGGGGGAACCCAAGCCCUCAGUCGGAGGGAACUGUGGACGACCAAGAGAGUCUUUUUCCUUACACCUCAAAUAAUGGUGAAUGAUCUUUCCCGUGGGACAUGUCCUGCUGUGGAAAUUAAAUGUCUGGUUAUUGAUGAAGCCCACAAAGCCCUUGGAAAUCACGCCUACUGUCAGGUUGUAAGGGAACUAAGCAAAUACACAGAUCAAUUUCGGAUCUUGGCCCUGAGUGCCACACCAGGCAGCGAUACAAAGGCCGUGCAGCAAGUUAUUUCCAACUUACUCAUUGCUCAGAUAGAACUAUGUGCUGAAGAUUCUCCAGAAAUUCAGCCUUAUUCUCACGAGCGACAAGUGGAGAAAAUUGUUGUUCCACUGGGUGAAGAGUUGGUAGAAUUUCAGAAUGCUUACAUCCAGGUGCUAGAAGCAUUUGCUGGACGCCUGAUUAAAAUUGGAGUUUUAGCGAAGCGGGAUGUUCCCAGCCUGACAAAGUACCAGCUCAUUCUGGCAAGAGAUCAGUACAGGAAAAACCCCUCUUCCCAGCCUGUGGCAGUACAUCAAGGCAUAAUUGAAGGAGAUUUUGCACUUUGUAUCAGUUUAUAUCAUGGGUACGAGCUGCUGCUGCAAAUGGGGUUACGGUCGUUGUUUAUCUACCUCUUCGGAAUUAUGGAUGGACCAAAAGGGUUAACCCGUACGAAGAAUGAACUUGGUCGUAACGAGGACUUCAUGAAGCUGUAUCAGCAGCUCAGGGACAUGUUUGCAGACACGCUGCCUUCAGCCAAUGGAAGUGUUUACAAGAGUACAACAGUGUUGGAAAAUAAAAAGGAAUUUAUCUACAGCCAUCCAAAAUUAAGGAAAUUGGAGGAAAUUGUAAUAGGACACUUCAAAUCCUGGAAACAGGGAUCUUCUGCAGAUGAGGUGAGGGCCGAAAGCCCGUGCGUGGAGGCUGUGGGUACCAGGGUGAUGAUCUUCUCCUCCUUCCGAGACAGCGUGCAGGAGAUCGCGGACAUGCUGUCCCGCCUCAGCCCCGCCGUGCGGGUCAUGACCUUCGUUGGCCACUCCACAGGAAAGAGCACCAAGGGCUUCACACAGAAAGAGCAACUCGAGGUGGUCAAACGCUUCCGUGAGGGGGGGUAUAACACCCUGGUCUCUACCUGCGUGGGGGAAGAAGGCUUGGACAUCGGGGAGCUGGAUCUCAUCGUCUGCUUCGACGCCCAGAAGAGCCCUGUUCGCCUGGUGCAGCGGAUGGGCCGCACGGGGCGGCGGCGCCAGGGCAGGAUCGUCGUCAUCCUGGCCCAGGGCCGGGAGGAGCGGACCUACAAUCAAAGCCAGUGUAACAAAAGGAGCAUCCACAAAGCUAUUUCAGGAAACAAAAUGCUUCACUUCUACCAGCGUAGCCCUCGGAUGGUUCCAGAAGGCAUAACUCCGAAGCUGCACAAAAUGUUUAUUACUGCUGAAAAAUACGAACCGAGCGAUUCCGGAACGUUUUCCAAAGAGAGACGGUCUGGUUCCCUGGGGCACAAAUCUGCUCUCUUUUCCUGUGUCACCGGCCAAAAGCAAAUCCACCGUCAUGAGAACUGGUCUCUGUCACCUGAGGAAUUUGAAAUAUGGGACAGAUGUUACAGGAUUAAGGAAAAGGAUGGAAUAAAAGAACCGGUGUUGCCUCAAACUCGGUUUGAAACCUUAGAAAACCUGGAAGAAGUGUCAAAGCAUCAAGAGGAGGCAACUCACGAACUUUCCUUGUCUGAAUGGAGAAUUUGGCAGAACCGCCCGUUUCCUACCCACGUGGUUGAUCACUCGGACCGCUGCUACCAUUUUAUUGCUGUUAUGGAGAUGAUAGAGCUGAUAAGACACGAGCAGGGAGACUGCAGCUAUGAACUGGAGAUUCAGCCUCACUUACGUCUGGAAGAUGUUACUGUUGGAAGGAAGAAGAGGCAUCCUUCUGUGCCCAGCUCCACCGCGGGUCAGAGAGCACGCUCCUCCAGGAGAGACAUGGCACACAGAUCGAAAGUAACAUCAUUUUUACCCGAUACAAACGAGAGUAGGAGUGAACUCUUUACCACGUUUAAAAUGACAAAACCAAAAAAGAGUCCCAAAAGAACUUCUGGACCAAAUUUAGAAGUACCUGUGUUGCCUACAGGUACUUCAGCUUCUUGCUCGGCAAGCAGCCUUGCUCUGGGUGAAAAUAUGGACCAGGGCAGUCCAAAGGAUGAGGAACUAGCGGUGACGUUUGACUUAAAUGAAUUUAUUGACCUGUGUGACAACAGUGACAGCACUAUAAUUGAUGAAAGUGCAGCAGCAAAGGAAUACAAAACUGGAGGUAAAGCUUGUAGCUCACUGGGAACAAACCACGCAGACUCGGGUUAUAGCAGCUUCACAGCUGAGAAGUCACCCGUCUCCUCUGACUUAUUUUAUCUUCCCGAAUCAUACGUGGAUUCAUUUGCACUUGUGAGACCAUCUGAGGAACCUGCUUGGUUAAAACAAAUGGUUUCCCAUGUGGAAAGGCUUUUAUCCCAGUGUCCUCCCUUUUUGAAUAAACUUUAUGAUUUUGAAAACAUGAUGAGAAAUGAAGAAACACUAUAUCCUUCUCAAAAAGCUAUUUCUGGCAGUUAUUCAGAGAGACUGCAGGACAGAGUCUUUCCUGCGCCCCCAGAAGCUGAUCCAUCACUGCUGCUCUCGGGAAGUCCUGAACCCAAAGUCUCCAGGGAAUUGGCUUCUGUAAGUACCUGUUCUUCAAAACCUGCAGCAUCUUCUGAGCCUGCUGCUGGUAACGCCAAAGAGGGACUUCACUGCAAUGACAGCUUUGGCAGUCUGUUUGACAACAAAGAAUUCACUGAAAUUCAAAAGACAACUCCAACAAUAAGUCAUACUCUGACCAAUAACACUCUGACCAAUAACCCUUCAAAUAAGAAUUUUGUUCAAAAAGAUGAAGAACAUCUUGAAGUGAACAAGAAUAAUGUGAUUAUUGCUGAAGAGCAGAGUAUACAUCUGUUUGAAGAUGAGCACCUUUAUGACCCAAAUAAUGGGAGUUUUUCUGUGAAAAACAAGCGUUUGGCAGGGCCAGAUUCCAGAGGGAAUGGUUUUAGGCUGGUUGCAGAGCGUGGCCCCGAGAGGUCUCCAUCAGAGGGGUGCUGUGAGGGCACUGAUGGGACCUCCAAGGAGCAGCCAAUGGUGGGUGACACCUCUACCAUGGGAGCGUGGGGAGAUGUCAGUGCGACCCAGCAGGCUCUGGGGAGCGACCAUCUCUAUGACUGUUCCCAAGAACUCUUUUCUGUGAACUUUGAUCUGGGAUUUUCCAUCGAAGACUGUGAGAAUGACAUCUCUGAAGAAGAUAUAAAUACUGAUAAUACCAGAGAAUGCGGUGGCGCCUGGGGCAGUCGUGCAGGUGGUACAUCCACCGAAGAGAAAACACAAUCACUGACCGAUACCUCCAGACUCGAAACAUCACCCAAGUGGGAUUGCAGAAGCCUGGAGAGAAGAGCUGUUUCCACACCCCUGGGGUUCCAGAGGAGCAGUGUUGGUGCCAGAGAGGGGGCUGAGGCUGCUGCUGCUGCAGGGCCUUCCUCGGAGCAGGGAGCCAGGAGAACGGGAAGGGGCUCACCUGAACCUUUGGCUUCUGCACUUUCCACCCCUACAAGCAGAAAGGCUAGGAAUAGUGAAGUUAUCAGAAGAAUUCCUAUCAAUGUCUUCUCUAGUGCCAGGGAGGAAAUUCCCAAGAUGACUCUUGCAGAGCAUAGCCCACGUGGGCAGAACUUUGGGAGUUCAGCCAUGGAUGUACUUGGCUCCCCUUUAGGAAGAGCCAAAACCCUGGAAGACACCAACCAUCAUAGUUCACGUGUGUGUCCUGCUGCAGGAACCAGCAGCGAGAGCGAAGAGGAGAUCGUUUUCCAGAGAAAAAAUAGGAAAAAAAAGAAUGUUUUGAAGUCUCCUGAUGGGCUGAGUGAGAGUGACUUGGAGUCGCCGAUUCCUGCCGUCAGAAAGCGCCGACACCCCCUUAACGUGGGAGACUGCAGCUAUGAACUGGAGAUUCAGCCUCACUUACGUCUGGAAGAUGUUACUGUUGGAAGGAAUAAGAGGCAUCCUUCUGUGCCCAGCUCCACCGCGGGUACUUCAGCUUCUUGCUCAGCAAGCAGCCUUGCUCUGGGUGAAAAUAUGGACCAGGGCAGUCCAAAGGAUGAGGAACUAGCGGUGACGUUUGACUUAAAUGAAUUUAUUGACCUGUGUGACAACAGUGACAGCACUAUAAUUGAUGAAAGUGCAGCAGCAAAGGAAUACAAAACUGGAGGAAGUCCUGAACCCAAAGUCUCCAGGGAAUUGACUUCUGUAAGUACCUGUUCUUCAAAACCUGCAGCAUCUUCUGAGCCUGCUGCUGGUAACGCCAAAGAGGGACUUCACUGCAAUGACAGCUUUGGCAGUCUGUUUGACAACAAAGAAUUCACUGAAAUUCAAAAGACAACUCCAACAAUAAGUCAUACUCUGACCAAUAACACUCUGACCAAUAACCCUUCAAAUAAGAAUUUUGUUCAAAAAGAUGAAGAACAUCUUGAAGUGAACAAGAAUAAUGUGAUUAUUGCUGAAGAGCAGAGUAUACAUCUGUUUGAAGAUGAGCACCUUUAUGACGCAAAUAAUGGGAGUUUUUCUGUGAAAAACAAGCGUUUGGCAGGGCCAGAUUCCAGAGGGAGUGGUUUUAGGCUGGUUGCAGAGCGUGGCCCCGAGAGGUCUCCAUCAGAGGGGCGCUGUGAGGGCACUGAUGGGACCCCCAGGGAGCAGCCAAUGGUGGGUGACACCUCUACCAUGGGAGCGUGGGGAGAUGUCAGCGCGACCCAGCAGGCUCUGGGGAGCGACCAUCUCUAUGACUGUUCCCAAGAACUCUUUUCUGUGAACUUUGAUCUGGGAUUUUCCAUCGAAGACUGUGAGAAUGACAUCUCUGAAGAAGAUAUAAAUACUGAUAAUACCAGAGAAUGCGGUGGCGCCUGGGGCAGUCGUGCAGGUGGUACAUCCACCGAAGAGAAAACACAAUCACUGACCGAUACCUCCAGACUCGAAACAUCACCCAAGUGGGAUUGCAGAAGCCUGGAGAGAAGAGCUGUUUCCACACCCCUGGGGUUCCAGAGGAGCAGUGUUGGUGCCAGAGAGGGGGCUGAGGCUGCUGCUGCUGCAGGGCCUUCCUCGGAGCAGGGAGCCAGGAGAACGGGAAGGGGCUCACCUGAACCUUUGGCUUCUGCACUUUCCACCCCUACAAGCAGAAAGGCUAGGAAUAGUGAAGUUAUCAGAAGAAUUCCUAUCAAUGUCUUCUCUAGUGCCAGGGAGGAAAUUCCCAAGAUGACUCUUGCAGAGCAUAGCCCACGUGGGCAGAACUUUGGGAGUUCAGCCAUGGAUGUACUUGGCUCCCCUUUAGGAAGAGCCAAAACCCUGGAAGACACCAACCAUCAUAGUUCACGUGUGUGUCCUGCUGCAGGAACCAGCAGCGAGAGCGAAGAGGAGAUCGUUUUCCAGAGAAAAAAUAGGAAAAAAAAGAAUGUUUUGAAGUCUCCUGAUGGGCUGAGUGAGAGUGACUUGGAGUCGCCGAUUCCUGCCGUCAGAAAGCGCCGACACCCCCUUAACGUGUCAGAUGUGUCCAGUGACGAGAGUGUGGAUUUUCGCAAGGCCUCAAGCAGGCCCAGGAGCAGCAGCUCAGCCCGGAACCAAAACCAGCUGAGAAGCACAAAGCGGCAGAAGGUGAAGAGCAAUUUUUCAUACAAGCAUGCAGGAAGGCAGUUUUUAGACGAAGAAGCUGAGCUGUCCCAGCAGGAGGCAGAAGGGGUUUCAUCUGACGAGAGCGAUGGCACAGAGAAGGAGCUGAGCUCUUCCAUGGUUCAGUUCCUGAACGAUGAGAUGGAGGUCACCCAGGUGUUGGACGACCACGCGAUGAAAGGCGUAUACCUGCAGUCAGUGCGCAGCCCGGCUCUGGGCACUGGGUACAGGAUGGUUCACCGGGAAUUCAACCCUGUGGAAGUUUUCUCUCAGAUUCCCGAGCAGGACCAGGCGUACGCAGAAGACAGUUUCUGUGUUGGAGAGGAGGAAGAGGAGCCUUGCAAACCCAGUGACUCCAGCGAGGAGGAGGUGUGUGUGAAUUUUGAUCUCCUAAACAACGAGAGUUUUGUCGGCGGCCGGAAGCAAUACCUCACUCGCCGCAGGGAGAGGCUGAAGCAGGCCAGGGGGGAAGGGACCUGCUCUGUCCCGGUGCAGAAGAAGAAACCGUCCCGCAUCAUCGUUCUCAGCGAUUCCAGCGGGGAAGAAACAAGUGUCAGCAAGGAGAAGCCCACCAGGACGGAGUGCUCCGGGGCAGAGCAUGGCAAUGCUGAGCUCCCCGUGCCAUUGCCUUCCGUCUCCCCAGCGCAGCACACGCAGGCUGCUGGGGAAACUGGUGCUCCUCAGCCACUGGGGACCAAGAGGGAGAUGCUCCUCAGCUUGAGAGCUUCGGUGUCUGAACUGCUGGAUUUUCACCCAGACCAUCAAGUCGGGAGCACACGCGUCCCACCGGCUGGCACUGGUUCUGACUGGGGGAAGGAGGAUCUCCAGGCUCCCUCCAAGGUGGACAGUUCUUUGAAGACCACCAGCAGGAGCACCUCGGUCCCACCUCGUUCAGCUUCCGUAGCCCCCGCUGUGGCUCCCGUGUCACGCCUCCCCCUGGAGAAGGACACCCCACUGGUGAUCCUGGUGGACAGCAGGGAGAUCUGCUCUGGCGCCGAGGUGGUCUCUGCCCUGAAGGCAGCUCACGGGGUGAAGGUGCAGGUUUGCUCCCUGGGCGGCAGCGAUUACAUCGUCAGCAACCGCCUGGCCGUGGAAAGGAGGCUCCUCUCGGAACUGCUCAACUCGGGGAACAGGAGUAAAGUCACCCAGCGGCUCCAGCGCCUGCAGAGCGUGUUUGAGAGGAUAUGUGUGAUUGUGGAGAAGGACAGGGUUAAAUCAGGAGAAACGACCCGUUUUUUCCAGCGGACGCAGUACUACGACGGCGUGCUCUCGGCCUUGGUGCAGGCCGGGGUCCGAAUUCUCUUUAGCUCUGGCCAAGAGGAAACCGCCGCUUUGCUGAAGGACCUGGCUUUGGUGGAGCAAAGAAAAGCUGCUGCCAUCCGCGUCCCGACGGAGCUGGAGGGUCACAGGCAGGAGAUGCUCAACUUCUUCCUGAGCAUUCCCAACCUCAGCUACCCCGCUGCCCUCAACAUGUGCCAUCGCUUCGGCUCCGUGAAGGAGGUGGCCAACAGCUCCCCGCAGGACAUUGCCACAGGUGCCCAGCUCAGCCAGCAGAAGGCAGAGGAGAUCUACCGCUACCUCCACUAUGGGUUUGACCCACAGAUGCUGCCCCAGGACCUCUGCCCCAAGGGGAGAAGCAAUGCCGCUGCCAGGAGCUGAGGGGAACCAAGAUUGGUUUCCUUUUAACUGCACUUUACUGAGGUUUGGUUCACUGUAAAAUAUGUAAAUAAAUAUUGCAAAAACACUAGGGUUUUGGGUAUGCUCCAUCCACUUCUCUCCCCCCCAGCCAGGUCCCACAGGGGUGGGUGUGUACAGCAAGGGCUGGGUUUUCAUUCCAAAAUGCCUCUAGAAAUGGGAAUACUGGCUGAGGGGGUGAAGGAGUACAGCUUCCUGGCUUCAGCAAC
Molecule: messenger RNA, 8015 nt
Organism: Calidris pugnax (ruff)
Lineage: Eukaryota; Metazoa; Chordata; Aves; Charadriiformes; Scolopacidae
Gene: FANCM
Product: Fanconi anemia complementation group M
Exons: 29
Coding region: 1-7770 (2589 amino acids)
Biological process (GO): replication fork reversal; double-strand break repair via synthesis-dependent strand annealing; interstrand cross-link repair
Molecular function (GO): nuclease activity; four-way junction helicase activity; ATP binding
Source: RefSeq, a predicted model, not a curated record